Molecule: messenger RNA, 2472 nt
Organism: Heterobilharzia americana
Lineage: Eukaryota; Metazoa; Platyhelminthes; Trematoda; Strigeidida; Schistosomatidae
Source: the annotation of a GenBank genome assembly
AUGCCGCUUGCACAUCUAGGUCAGCCAUUUUUAAAGGCGAGCGAUGUUACUGAGGAUUCAAAGUGCAUAUCAAUCGAUGAAUCACCUGAUGAAGUUUGUCAAAAAGUCGAUGUUGCUGAGGUUGAGGUGAAUAUAGAGAACUUAGCUCAAAAAACUGAGAAAGUCGAUGCGUCUUGUUUUGAUUUGCUUUAUGUUAUUGGGCAAGGGUCGUUUGGAAAGGUGUUCUUGGUAAGAAAGAAUAAUGGAAGUGAUAAAGGGACACUGUAUGCAAUGAAAGUCCUGAGGAAAGCUGUUCUGAAAGUGCGUGACAGAAUAAGGACAAAGUUAGAAAGGGAUAUAUUGACUAAAAUUAAACACCCUUUCAUAGUAGACCUACACUAUGCCUUUCAAACCGAGGGAAAGGUUUACUUAAUUUUAGAGUUUCUCCGAGGAGGUGACCUUUUUUCUCGCCUAUCGAAAGAGUAUAUGUUUACAGAGGACGACGUGAAGUUCUACUUAGCGGAAAUUGCCUUAGCCCUUAAUUAUCUGCACAACCAUGGAAUAGUAUACAGAGAUUUGAAGCCUGAAAACGUUUUGCUAAAUGAAGAGGGUCAUGUACGCCUGACUGAUUUCGGCCUGUCUAAAGAAUCGAUUUUCGAAUCUUCUGGUGAUCGAACUUAUUCUUUUUGUGGAACAGUAGAAUACAUGGCCCCAGAAGUUGUUAAUAGACAUGGACAUGGUACAGCUGCUGAUUGGUGGAGCUUUGGAGUACUGAUGUACGAACUGCUCACUGGUAUGUUACCCUUCCACAGUGAGAAUCGUAAAGAUACGAUGCAGAUGAUUUUGAAAUCAAAGUUAUCAAUGCCACAAUUCCUCAGUCCUGCAGCUCAAAGUUUACUACGUGCUCUCUUUAAACGUACGCCAUCAAAUCGACUAGGUCAUGGACCAGAUGGAUUUGAACACUUAAAAAGUCAUGAAUUUUUUGCUACAAUCAAUUGGGAUGACCUAUUGAAUGGUCUAAUUCAACCACCCUUCAAACCUCCGUGUUCUUCGAUAAAUGAGAUACUAAAUUUUGACCCUGAAUAUACUUCUCGUACACCACACGAUUCUCCAUGCCCUCCGGCCAGUGCAUCAGCACAUGCUUUAUUUCGUGAAUUCAGUUAUGUAGCACCAGAAUUUUUUACAGAACAAGAUGCCAAUACUGUAACAACAGGUAAUAACAACCAUUUAAGCAGUACCGUCAGUAAUGAAUUGUUAAAUGGAACAAAUGUUGGUCACUUAAAUUCAAAUGAAGAAAAAACUGUGAACAAUAGUAAUAAUCAUAUUUCUAGACGUGAUGAUGACCGUAUAAAUGCGGCAUACAUUCCAGAAGACCUACCACCUUUAACGCCUUCAGUAGCAAAACGUUUUCUGCGGUUGGCGGGUUUACCGGGUGUAAAGAUUAAACCGUUUUCAAUGGAUUAUACUUUACUCGAGGAAAUUGGUAAAGGUUCAUUCUCAGUUGUACAUAAAUGCCAUAAUCGGAAUACGAAUUCUAUUUGUUGUGUAAAAAUUAUAGACAAGUCGAAACGAGACGCCAGAGAAGAAGUUGAGAUACUACUUAGGCAUCACAACCAUCCAAAUAUUGUUUCAGUUCGAGAAGUUUAUGAAAAUGAAAAUAUAGUUUAUCUUGUUAUGGAAUACCUUAAAGGAGGUGAAUUACUCGAUAAAAUAUUCCGAGAGAAAUUCCUCUCCGAACGUGAAGCCAGUAGUAUAACCUAUGUGAUUGCCAAUACCUUAAGUUAUUUACACAGUAAUAUGGUUGUACAUCGUGAUCUGAAACCAUCCAAUAUUUUGUAUGCAGAUGAUUCUGAUCCGUCGUCUUCGCUAAGAAUAUGUGACUUCGGCUUUGCUAAACAACUGAGAGCUGAAAAUGGUCUGUUAAUGACACCGUGUUAUACUGCGAAUUUUGUUGCACCAGAAGUACUUAAAAUGCAAGGUUAUCAUGCUGCGUGUGAUGUAUGGAGUUUAGGUGUGCUAGUGUAUACAAUGUUGUUUGGACAAACACCAUUCGCAUUCAAACCAGAUGAUACACCAGAGGUGAUCUUGUCUCGUAUAGAAUCUGGACGAUUAGAUCUAGUGAACAAUGAUUGGAACAAAAUAUCUGACUCAGCAAAGGAUUUAUUGAUGAAAAUGUUAAAUCCUGAACCAUCUAAGCGUUGUACGGCCAGUAUGAUAUUAUCGCACCCGUGGAUUAAGAAUCGUGAUGAGUUAUCCCCUGAUUUGUUGGCCAACUUUCAAAUACGUGAUGUUACUCAAACCAAAAAUUCAGUUGAAGCAACAUUUAGAGCACUGAACAGUACAACUAAAAUACCAGUCCUUGAACCAGUUGAAUCAUCAACAUUAGCUAAGCGUCGUGGGCGCUCUAAACCAACCUUAUCCAGUCAAUCAAAGGAAGUCAAAUCCCCCCUAUCAAAAACUCCGCCAACAAAUACUACAUGUAAUAAAGAAUGA